AAGUAAAUAUUGUUAUGUAUUAUUUUAUUAUUAUUCAAACUUAAAUGUUUUCUAUUGUUCUUAAUUUAUCAUCGUACCAUUGAUCUAUUAGACUUCAACAAACAAUAGUUUUCCGUAAAUAUCUUGAUGUCAUUUAAUAUGGAAUUAUCAAAACAGUUAUUCAUACAUCUAAAACAAUUUAUUAUUCAAUUUCAAUAGUAAAAAAUGACUAAAUAUUUCUUGUAAAUAUUUGCUUACGGUUCAUUAAAAUGUGGAAACCAAUACUUGUUGUUAUAUUUGGCCUGUCAUCAGUGUGGAGUGAAUUAAUCAGUGGACAAUAUGCAAGUUACAAGUCAAAUGAUCUUAUUCCCAUUGUCUUAAAGGGAAAUUACUCUCAAAAUUAUCGAACAGUUAUCAACAAAAAUGUUUCUUAUUUGUUUCUUUAUGAUUACAUGCUGAAUUCUACUUUAGAGCCACCAAGAGUUAAGGUCACAUUAGUAGAACCAGAAAAUCAUGAUAUUAUAGAUCCUUUAAUAGUUGUUGUAAGACAUCGCUCUGGUGUGAUAUCAUGGCAACUUCCGUUCAUAGAAAAACAACAAGAAAUAAAAUAUUAUAAAGCCGCUCAUAUAUUAUGUCCGUCAUUAAGUGCUUCUAACAAUGAAAGUGGAAUAGUUGUAAGUGUAUCAACUAACAGUCCAAUGAAUAUAACAUUCAUUUUACGUUUGGAUGUUCAAAAAUCAUUUAAUGUAUUAUUAAAUCAAGAAGUAUCUUUCAGCCUAUCACCAUCGGAACCAGUAUAUUAUUAUUAUAGUUUUAAACAAAACGCUUCUAUGGUAUUACUUCAUGUUAUAUCUGAUGAUGUCAUGUGUAUGACAUUGUCAAUACAAAAUUCAUCGUGUCCAGUUUUUGACUCUCUAGAAACAGUUCAGUAUGAUGGUUUACGGCAAACUGUCAGCAAAACUGGUGGUAUUAUUAUAUCGAAAGAUGAAUACCCACUUGGACUGUUUAUAGUCUUUGUAGUUCAUAGUGAUAAUUCAGCAUGUAAUCGAGGAAACUAUCAAGCAACAAAUUCCAGAACAAAAAGCAUUAGUUUUGUGGUGAAACCAACUGUUGAUUUUAAUUACCAAAUAAUCAAUUGCUUAAUAGUAACUUUUAUUUUUAUUUCUAUUUUGGUAUUAACCACAUUUUUUUAUCAUGCAAAAAGAGAUAAUCUAAAAACAAUUGACAUCACACAAGAAGAACCAUCGACUAGUAUUUGUUCAACCCCUGUUAAUAUUCAACCUGAUAAUGUGAGUUAUGAUUCAUCUUUGGAUGAGACUGAUAUUGACAUUUUGAAGUCACCAGAACCUUGGAAAGAUUUGAUUAGAACCAAAGCAUGUCUAUAUGUCAGUGAUUUAUCUAAAAAAGAUCAUAGAAUUUUAAAAGCUAAAUCUAGUUUAUAUGUAUGGAAUUUGAUAACAGUAGCUGUAUUUUAUUCAUUGCCUGUUAUUCAAUUAGUUUUUACUUCUCAAAAAAUGCUCAUUGAAACUGGAAAUCAGGAUUUGUGUUAUUAUAAUUUUCUGUGUUCGCAUAGUUUUGUAUUAGGACCAUGGAAAUUUAGUGAUUUCAAUCAUAUAUUUUCAAAUAUUGGGUAUAUAUUUUUCGGACUUCUUUUCAUUUUAAUUACAUAUAAACGAGAAUGUGUGAAUAUACCCAAUCAAAAAUUUGGUAUUCCCAAUCAUUGUGGUUUGUAUUAUGCAAUGGGAUCAGCACUGGCUAUGGAAGGAUUAAUGAGUGCUUGUUAUCAUGUAUGUCCUAAUCAUUCCAAUUUUCAAUUUGAUACGAGUUUCAUGUACAUAAUAUGUAUGUUGAGUAUGAUCAAAAUUUAUCAAACUAGACAUCCUGACAUCAAUGCUAAUGCAUAUUUAGUGUUUGGUGUUUUGGCAUUUGUUAUUAUACUUGGUCUUACUGGUAUUAUGUAUGAAGGUCCAAUACUUUUUAUACUCUUCACUUGUUUACAUUUAAUAAUGAUAUUUUGGUUAUCUGCACAAAUAUACUAUAUGGGCAGGUGGAAAUUAGAUAAAAAAACACCAAAACGUUUUUUAAACCACUUAAUGACUGCACCAAAUCCAUGUAAACCGAAGUAUCCAAACCGUAUGGUUUUGUUGAGUAUUGGUAUUUUAAUUAACUUGGGAUUGGCCAUAAGUCAUUGGAUCAUAAAGUUUGGCAAUUUUGGAAAUUACCUUUUAAUAUUGUUUAUGGUCAAUUUGAUUCUGUAUCUAUCAUUUUAUAUUGUUAUGAAGUUGAUAUCAAAGGAAAAAUUACAUUUUUGGCCAUUACUGUACAUUUUGUUGGCUAUGAUAUUUUGGUCUGCCUCAUUGUAUUUUUAUAUGCAUAAAUCAAGUUCAUGGACUCUAAGUGCAGCUCAAUCAAGAACGUAUAACACACCGUGCACUUUUAUGGAUUUCUAUGAUAAUCACGAUAUUUGGCAUUUCCUGUCAGCUAUUAGUUUGUAUCUCUCAUUUAUGGUUUUGUUUACAUUGGACGAUGAUGUUAUUAAUAAACCUACAGCAACAAUACCUGUUUUUUAGUAAAUGUCAAGUGUAAUGUGAUCUUAUUUAAAUAUUAUCAUUAAUGUAACAAUGAUUAAGUCAAACAUUACCAAAGUGCUAUAAUAUAAGAUUGUAAAUAUAAAAUGUUGCAGACUUACCUAUUGUGUUUAAAUUUUAUUAAAAUGUGUUAAAGUAAUUUAUAUUUAUAAGUCAUUAUUAUAAAUUAGCGCCAUUUUAUAAAAACGUACCUAUCAUAUUUUACAGUUAAUACUGUAUAUUACUAUAGAGUGUAGAUGAAGGA
Acyrthosiphon pisum (pea aphid) is the source of this 2811-nucleotide messenger RNA. Its product is annotated as SID1 transmembrane family member 1. Bases 249 to 2549 code for a protein of 766 amino acids. The transcript has 15 exons. Gene Ontology annotation, biological process: RNA transport. Gene Ontology annotation, molecular function: RNA transmembrane transporter activity; double-stranded RNA binding. NCBI's taxonomy places the organism in Eukaryota, Metazoa, Arthropoda, Insecta, Hemiptera, Aphididae. Gene Ontology annotation, cellular component: lysosome; plasma membrane. The record is from RefSeq and is a predicted model, not a curated record.